CUAAUUUGCAAAGUGGCUAGGCCUAAAUAUGAAUGAUACUGGGGACAAAUUCACGGAUUUAUCAGCUGAAAACGUAAAGGAAAAACGCCCACAAUUCGGAAACAGAAACCUUGAAAAUCAGGAUAAUGUGUUUGAACACAAUGCAUGUAAACAACUUUAAGAAGUGUGUCGAUAAUAAAAUUCUACAAUGGUUAUUAAGAAGAUCAUUUGUAAGAUGCCUUCAUGUUCUUCAGUUUGGCAUAUCACACUCUCAUUGGACACACCCUAAUGUUUACUGGUCUUACAGUCAGAGGUCAUUUCACAGUAAAAAGAUCCAAAGACCUGUGGGUGGAGGGAGGCCUUUAGUUAAUCAAGAUGAUAUUUUCAAAUGUAAUAAUUGGGACAAUGUGGAAUGGAAUGCUGAACAAGAAAGAUCUGCUAAAGAAAUAACAGAAAAUCAGUGGAAGUCAAAACUGUCUCAAGAGAAAAUAGAUGAAUAUGAAAAACAGGCAGGUACACACUGGGAUACAUUUUAUGGAAUUCAUCAAAACAGAUUCUUUAAAGAUAGAAAUUGGUUGUUUACUGAGUUCCCAGAGUUGUUGCCUCCUCCUGAUGAGGGUUGUGGAAAUAACAUUAAACCUCAAGAGACAUGUGUUGUAAAUGAUUCCAGCUUUAACUUAUUAGAGGUGGGAUGUGGUGUUGGUAAUACAGUGUUUCCAGUUCUGAAAACAAACCAGAAUCCAAAUUUAAAGAUAUACUGUUGUGAUUUUUCACCUACAGCAAUAGAAAUAGUUAAGGGUCACCCAGACUACAACCAAGACCGCUGUAAUGCAUUUGUAUGUGAUAUAUCAGAUGAGAUGUCAGCUACUCCAAUUUCUGAUAAUUCUUUGGAUAUUGUCACUAUAAUAUUUGUUUUGUCUUCCAUUUCACCAGAAAAAAUGCAAUAUGUGGUGAACAGAUUGACCAGAUAUUUAAAACCAGGAGGGACUAUUCUCCUCAGGGAUUAUGGAAGAUAUGAUAUGGCUCAGUUAAGGUUUAAACAAGGCAGAUGUUUAUCAGAGAAUUUUUAUGUUAGAGGAGAUGGAACUAGAGCUUAUUUCUUUACUCAAGAUGAAUUAAAACAAAUGUUUGAAAAAGCUGGACUAGUAGAGAAACAGAAUUUAAUUGACAGACGUUUACAAGUGAACAGAGGAAAACAGUUAAAAAUGUACAGAGUUUGGAUACAAUAUAUAUUCCUGUUACCAUAAUAAAAGAUGGAUUAUGAGUUUAAAUGGAUUCUCAGACACAAAAGUGAAGAAAUGAAUGUUUCA
Molecule: messenger RNA, 1289 nt
Organism: Mytilus californianus (California mussel)
Lineage: Eukaryota; Metazoa; Mollusca; Bivalvia; Mytilida; Mytilidae
Product: tRNA N(3)-methylcytidine methyltransferase METTL2-like
Exons: 11
Coding region: 126-1226 (366 amino acids)
Molecular function (GO): tRNA (cytidine-N3)-methyltransferase activity
Source: RefSeq, a predicted model, not a curated record